AUGGAUAUAAAGAAUCCUCCCCUCCGAACCCUUUGCUUAGGCUAGUCGCUGUUUUCCUGGCCUCACACCUACUAUGGGUUCCUCCCAAUUCCUCUUUGGCUUGAGCGGCCACGCUCUCAGUGUCCUCCAAAUCAUCUUCGUUGUCUGCCCUGCCUUCAUCCUCUUCGGUUACAACCAAUCUGGUCUUGGUGGUCUCCUCACUCUCGAGGACUGGGUUAAAACUUUCCCAGAAAUCGACACUGUCAAUACCAAAGGCGCUGUCAAGAGUCAUAACUCUACCAUUCAGGGCGUCACCGUUUCCACCUUCACCCUGGGAGCUCUUGUCGGUGCUCUGUCAUGUUCCUACACUGGUGAUAGGUUCGGCCGCCGCGCCGUCAUCUUCGGUGCUGCUGUCCUUACCCUCAUCGGCGAGGUUCUUCAAACGUCUUCCUUUGGCCUGCCUCAGUUCAUCGUCGGACGCACCAUCCUCGGAUCCGGUAUCGGUAUGUUGAGUGCCACGGUUCCUGUUUGGCAGAGUGAGACAUCCGGAGCGAAGAACCGCGGCAAGCACGUUGUUUUGGACGGUCUUUUCAUCUGCGUUGGUUACACUCUCGAGUCCUGGAUCAACCUUGGAUUUUUCGAGUUCCACACGGGCCCUGUCACCUGGCGCCCGCCGCUCGCGAUUCCUAUCUUCUUCUCGCUCGUCCUGAUGGCUUCCAUCUAUUUCCUGCCAGAGUCGCCCCGCUGGCUCGUCCGCAGGGCUAAGAUUGAUGAGGCCAAAUCCACUCUGGCCGGCCUCAAGGGCCUCGAGACGGACUCUUACGAAGUGCAGGCUGAGGUCUCCGCCAUUGAAAUCUCUCUCGAAGAGACCGGUGCCGGUGCGGCAUCACUGAGGGAUAUGCUCAAGAUGGGCGAAGACAAGCUCCUCUACCGCUUCGGUCUUUGUAUCCUUCUCCAGUUCUACCAGCAGAUGAGCGGCACCAAUCUCAUCUCGACGUAUACGAACAUCUUGUUCCAGCAAAACCUCGGGUUGGACGCCGAAACCUCGCGCAUCCUGGCCGGUGGUGCACUGACCUGGAAGUUCCUCUCGUCGUUUGUGGCUUUCUUCACCAUUGACCGCUUCGGCAGACGGGCUGUGUUCAUGUUCAGUGGUGCUGGCAUGUCCCUCUGCAUGACUUGCUUGUGCAUCUGCACUUCCUUCGGCCCUGAAAACCGCGCUGCUCAGAUCGCUGCUGCCUGCUUCAUCUACCUUUUCAACUUCUUCGUCCCCAUUGGGUUCCUGGGCGCCAACUUCCUCUACUGCACUGAGGUUGCCCCUAUCCGCCUGCGUGUCGCCAUGGCUUCUAUCUCCACCGCCAACCAUUGGCUCUGGAACUUUGUCGUCACCAUGAUCACUCCCGUUGCCCUCGACACCAUCGGUUACCGCUACUACAUCGUCUAUGCCGUCGUUGGCUUCUGCAUCCCUGUCUCAGUAUACUUCCUCUACCCGGAGACCAUGGGCCGCAACCUCGAGGAGCUGGACUUGCUCUUCCGCGACAGUCCUUCUGCUCUUGCGACUGUCAAGUUCGCCAAGCAGCGUCCCGUACUGCAGCCAACCGAAUUCGCUGUGGCGAAGACAGAGAAAGACCACGAAUCACUAGAGGCCGAGCUCAAGUCUCAGGCAUGAAGAGAUUCCGCAUAAUAUUGGCGUUGGGUGAUUUGACGAGGCCGGCCUCGGAGGAAAGGUGCGCUUCCUUUUGCGGAGGUAGUUGAGCCUCCCGUGGAUGAUUGCUCGGGCGGGGUCAACGGAUAACCUUCCGUGUCUGACAGGCUGCAGGAGCAACUGUCUGAACUAGUAAUGGGGUACUGCAUGGACAAGGGGUCCGGCAUCAUGAUUUUCUGUUACGAAUGAUGUUUUUCCUUUGAUGAUAUCAAAUAGACACAACGAAGCGCUUCAUGACGAU
Molecule: messenger RNA, 1922 nt
Organism: Aplosporella prunicola CBS 121167
Lineage: Eukaryota; Fungi; Ascomycota; Dothideomycetes; Botryosphaeriales; Aplosporellaceae
Exons: 2
Coding region: 74-1645 (523 amino acids)
Biological process (GO): carbohydrate transport; transmembrane transport
Cellular component (GO): membrane
Molecular function (GO): carbohydrate:proton symporter activity
Source: RefSeq, a predicted model, not a curated record